Aspergillus caelatus is the source of this 1562-nucleotide messenger RNA. Its product is annotated as Ulp1 protease family protein. The transcript has 7 exons. Gene Ontology annotation, molecular function: deNEDDylase activity; cysteine-type peptidase activity. Gene Ontology annotation, biological process: proteolysis. The record is from RefSeq and is a predicted model, not a curated record. The coding region runs from base 453 to 1235 and encodes 260 amino acids. NCBI's taxonomy places the organism in Eukaryota, Fungi, Ascomycota, Eurotiomycetes, Eurotiales, Aspergillaceae.
GCGACUUCUCGUGCACCACAGGUGGGAAACGGCCUGUCACUCGGCUGUUGCUUUGAUACUAUCUUUUCUAUCCGACCCCAGGUAAUUGGCUGUUUUGUCCCCGUUGGGAUAGUCUCCCAAAUUUCCUCUCUGUUCCUCCACAGACCAGAAGUUGAUCAACCCCCCGCAACCACGACUUGUUUCAUCUUUCGGAUCGGACGAUUCACCCUCGUCCGACAGAGAAAUCCACAAGGAGCUAUAAAGCUAAACCCUUUCACCCUCAGGAAAGGUAGAUAGGGGCUCAGAUAUAUGCGCUUGAUAGCCGUCGAAUGCACAACAACCGUCCCCCGCGCUCUACAACAGCCCCUCGAUUCGGCAGAAGCAGGCCCGCCGAUUGCCGCCCUCCAAAGAGAUUUGUGGAUAGAUAAUACAAUUGAGGGUCGCGAUUAUCGCGCAAAAGAAAGACAGGCAGGAUGCUUGAUGGCGGAUUGGGCAAGUUGCAUAAGAGGAUGAAGCGGUUUGGUGACACGUUGAACCCCGACGAUGCGUAUUUAAGCUACUAUGACAUUCGAUUGACGAGAGAGGAUAUGCAAUCGCUCAAGAAUGACUGGCUCACAGAUAAUAUCAUAUCCUUUUGGGAGGAAUAUCUGGAACGCGAGUUCCUCGUCAAUUAUAAAUCAUCCAACAUUGUUCUUCUGCGGCCUAGCAUGUCGUUCAUGAUCUUGCAGACACCCAAUCCGCACACACUCCGCGAGGCCUUACCCGACUUCACGCGGACCACGCACGUCUUUCUUCCCAUCAACGACUGUCGCAAUGUUACUGAAGCCGAAGGCGGCACUCACUGGUCGUUGCUUCUCAUAUCCAUUGUUGAUGGAAUAGCCUUCCAUUACGACUCACUCCCUCCCGGGAAUGUAUGGGAAGCCCGGACGGUGACCAUGAAGUUUGGCGCAUUGCUCAAUCGACCCAUUCGAUUCAUUCAUCUACAGGACUCACCGGUACAAGAGAACGGUAGCGACUGCGGCGUGUUUGUGUGUCUGAGUAUGCGGCAUUUGCUGCUGAAAAGGCUGUUGACUGCGAACGCCAGCGAGAAAGUCAGUAUGAGCCUCGGCGGAAUGAAAGUAGAUGCUCGCGGAGGGAGAAAAGAGAUGACCAAGAUCAUUGAUGGCUUCCGAAAGGAAGGUGAACGACGCAGGUCAGCUAGCCUCAGCCCUCUAGGGAAGAAGUCGGCAAGCCCUGGUCCUCCACGAAUUGAAUGAUAAAAGUAUAUCCGGGUCUUGAAAACAAAUGGGUCGGCGAAGGCGUCAAGAGGAUGCGGAGUUCAAGUAUAUGGAUAAUGCAUACGUCAGGGAGGAUAUGGUUACGAAAUAAGGCGGGGACCUUAUCACUUCACGUUUUUUUUUUAAUUCUUAGCAUUUUUUUUUUUUUACGCUCUCAUGGUUUCCCCUCCCUUUUUUCCUUAAUUAUCUUUAUUUCUUCGUUUAUCUCGUGGAAUCCAUCAUAGUACCAACUGCAAUUAGCAUUAACCGCCAUUAUUAAACCUAAACGAAGCCUAUUCUUAAUGUUACAUAAUGUAUUUUACAUGG